AACAUGAGCUGUCAAUAUAUAUAUAUAUAUAAGAACUCACUGACGUAUCCUGUGCAACUUGUUUCUUGUGAAUGCAGAGCAACUGAGCAGGGAAAGACGGAAGGUUAGCGUGGAUAGCUUUUCAGAUUCAUAACCAGAGAGAGAAGAAGAGGGGAAGGAGAAAAAAAGGAUCUUUUUUUUUGGUAGACAGAGUAGACAUGGGUAGGCUCUUCGUGGUCAGUCUAGAAGGCAAGAUCUAUAGCUGCAAGCACUGCCAAACCCAUCUCGCUUUAUAUGAAGACAUUGUUUCCAAGUCUUUCCACUGCAGGCAUGGGAAGGCUUAUCUCUUCAGUAAGGUCGUGAAUAUCUCAGUCGGGGAGAAAGAAGAGCGGUUGAUGAUGACUGGAAUGCACACUGUUGCUGACAUUUUCUGUGUAGGAUGUGGGUCAAUCGUCGGAUGGAAAUAUGAGGCUGCACAUGAGAAGAGCCAGAAGUACAAGGAAGGAAAAUUCAUCCUUGAGAGGUUUAAGGUGUCAGGCCCUGAUGGAAGCCACUACUGGGCCAGUCAUGAAGCUCAAGUUGUUGGAAGUGAUGCUGAUGAUGCUUGAUUGCCACCUCUGAUCCAGCCAAAUCCUUAACCCGUUCAACUGUAUAUUCUUGAUCCCAUUGUUCUCAACUUGAAUGGAUCUUCAAUUGGAUUAUUUCUGAUAUUGCAGUCACCCCAAUUCUCUGAAGAUGCAGAUUCUAUUCUGUUGUUCGUUCAUGAUUGUUAUUCUUUCAUUUGAAUAGUGCAUUGGAUAUUUGGAUGUGGUGUUAAAAUCACUACAUGCUAGGUGCA
Messenger RNA from Macadamia integrifolia, 817 nucleotides. Its product is annotated as protein yippee-like. Lineage: Eukaryota; Viridiplantae; Streptophyta; Magnoliopsida; Proteales; Proteaceae. The transcript has 6 exons. Gene Ontology annotation, cellular component: ubiquitin ligase complex. The record is from RefSeq and is a predicted model, not a curated record. The coding region runs from base 198 to 587 and encodes 129 amino acids.